Messenger RNA from Lathyrus sativus (Indian pea), 981 nucleotides. NCBI's taxonomy places the organism in Eukaryota, Viridiplantae, Streptophyta, Magnoliopsida, Fabales, Fabaceae. The record is from the annotation of a GenBank genome assembly.
AUGGAAGAAGUAGCAGAAGGACUAUGGGGUUUAUCAAACUAUCACGAAAAUCGCGGCGAAAUCGCAAAAUCCAUAAAAUGUCUAGAAGCAAUUUGCCAAAGCGAGGUUUCGUUUUCCCCAAUUGUCGAAGUCAAAACCCGUCUUCGAAUCGCUUCAAUCCUUCUUCAUCAUUCUCACAACGCUAAUCACGCUAAAUCUCACCUCGAACGUGCCCAAUUGCUUUUGAAGUCUAUACCUAGAUGUUUUGAAUUAAAGUGUAGAGCUUAUAGUUUGUUGAGUCAGUGUUAUCAACUUCUUGGAGCUAUUCAACCUCAGAAACAAGUGUUGUUUAAAGAAGUUGUUGUGAGCCCCCUUUAUGUGUUCCUUACCUUCGUGAAAAGUUUACUUCGCUCUGACUUCCAUGUUGCUGCUCAAAACAGUUGGGUUCGCAAAGGUGGUGCUUAUACCGGGGAGAUUAUUGUUGAGAUGCUUGUAAAUUUGGAUAUCCCUUGGGUUAUUCUUGGCCACUCCGAGCGAAGGCAGCUUCUAAAUGAAACAAAUGAGUUUGUGGGAGACAAAGUUGCAUAUGCACUCUCACUAGGGAGGAAAGUUAUUGCUUGCAUUGGGGAGACUCUUGAGCAGCGUGAAGCUGGUACUACUCUUGCUUGUGUUUCUGAGCAAACAAAGGCAAUUGCAGAGAAAGUAUCAAACUGGGAUAAUGUUGUUUUGGCCUAUGAGCCAGUUUGGGACAUUGGAACAGGAAAGGUUGCAACUCCUGCUCAGGCACAAGAGGUCCACGCUGCUUUAAGAAAAUGGGUUCACGACAACGUGGGUGCUGAAGUUGCCGCCUCUCUAAGAAUCAUCUAUGGAGGCUCUGUAAAUGGAGGAAACGGCAAAGAAUUGGCAUCACAGGCUGACAUUGAUGGAUUUUUGGUUGGUGGUGCUUCCUUGAAGCCGGAGUUCGUUGACAUCAUCAACUCUGCCACUGUGAAGAAGAACUGA